UUUCAUACUCGUAUCUUUUUCUCUUCUUCUGUUUCUAGAUGGAGAUGCUCAAGUACAAUCUCAACCAUCCAUCAUGAAGGGAACCUCACCCAAGAUCAUCUCAUAAGACCAAGGUGCACACAUUGCCUCUCCCAAACUUCAAAUCUCCUUCUAUGCAAGACCAUUCCUCACAUUCUUUCCCUGGAAGCCAACAAGAGAAGAAAGAAGCACUGGUGAGGCCACAUCUGGAGUACUGUGUUCAGUUUUGGGCCCCCCACUACAGAAAGAUGUGGACAAAUUGGAGAGAGUUCAGCAGAAGGCAACAAAAAUGAUUCAGCUCUAUUACUCAGGAUGUUACUGCUACAAGUUCUUUUAGUGACUUCAAUUUGGUCUUAUGGAUCUAUAGGACUAAUUCUCACCCAAAGUCCAUUGUCUACCACCAAAAGUGAAGGCAGUACUGCACGUAUAAAGUGUGUUUUUACUGACUUUACGGGAGCUUUUGAUUCAGCUGCAAUUCACUGGUAUCAACAGAGCCCUGGUGAAGCUCCAAAGAGAGUUUUGUACUUCAUAUCAGCAGAAGCUGCUGUUGAUGACCAGUCUCAGAAAAGCAGGUUUACAGUCGUGAAAGAUUCUUUAAAGCUCAGCUGUACUUUCCAAAUAAAUCGUGCAAAGAAAACUGAUACCGGUGUCUACUACUGUGCUUACUGGGAUAAUGGAGAUGCUCUGGUGCUGACACAAUCAGAACCCUCCAAAACCAGGGAAGAAACUAAAUCUGCAUCUAUUAAAUGCCAUGUUACUGGGACUACCACUGUUAUACACUGGUAUCGACACAAGCCUGGGGAAGGUCCAGAGCGGAUUCUGUACUUGUCAGCAGGAAAAGCUGUCUAUGACAAGGAGUCUGAGAAAAAGUUUUCAAUGAACAUGCAAAAGUUAAUCACCCAAACUGCAGAGUUCAGAGGAGAAGGCAGGAGUGCAUGUAUGAACUGUGAUAUUACCGGCAACUCUCAAGUAUUUCUUGUGAAGUAUUCUCCCAGUGAUUGGCUGGAGGGCUCAGUUUUUUCAACCAUGAACCACCAGCUUCAGUUAAGUAUGGUAACUUUUUGUACAAAGAAAAAACACUGUGCUACUACAACAUGGAUCAAAUACUUUGGCACAGGAACCAAACUCGUGGUUUCUAAUAAACAAGCAACACCUACAGCACAAGGCGAGAUGCUGCAUUACAUGGAGAACUCAAAGGAAACAUAUGUUUGCCUUGUUCAUAAUUUUUUCCCGAAUGUUAUUCAGAUGUAUUGGAAAGAUAAAGAGGGAAAGAAAAUAUCAGAUAAUGUAGUACAGGGAGAAGUUUGGCCAGCUCGGGAGGAUGCAGACUCAUACUCAGUCAGCAGCUGGCUGACUGUAAAUAAGGAAAUCAACAAGGAAUAUAUUUGCUUCUAUGAGCGCGAAGGAUCUGGAACACAAAAAGUUCAGGCUGAACGCCCACCAGCAACUGUGACUCAAACAGACAACUGUAUUGCCGGGCAAGCAAAUGGCACAGUAUUUUUCAAAGAGAAUUUCACGCACAGGACUGCAUCUUUAAUAUACAUAGUUCUUCUCCUGAAAAGCAGCAUGUACUAUGUCAUCGUACUCUUCUUCAUAUACAGAAUGAAAAGCCCAACCAAGGGUCCCCCCAGAAAGAAACAUUAAACUAUUCCUUCCAGCUUACAAAGUCAGCAUUUGUAUCUUAAUUUUGCUUAAUAAAGCUGCUCACAUAACUAUAAUAUACAUUGCUUUAAAUGUGGAAAAAAAGUGGAAAAAUAUCAGCUUGAGACCUUUCAACACUUAGGCAUGCAACUGAUGUCAUGAAUAUUGAAAGCUCUGCUAUAUUCAGUGAGCUAAAUGAGACUACCUGCGUGUGUGAAUGCAUUUGGUGGCAGUGCUAAGACUUAAAACUAAUUUACUGUUUAAUUUUUAGUUUCAUGGGAAAUUUUUUUUUCUUCAAUUUCAUUUAUUUCCUUCAUAAAAGAAAUGUGUAAUUAUUGUAUCAGAACUGUGAAAAGUUGAGAUAUUUAAAUAAAACGGAGAAUUAUAAUAUACUGUUUACUUCAUUUUUUUUUGAAGGAAAUGUAAAUUGAGGUUUUUUUUCUUAAAGUCCUUUAGGACUUUGCCUUAGACAGACACAAAACCCAUGUAAGUUUAACAGAAUGAUGAAGCCAAACAUUUUUAUUUUAUAUACAUUGCAAAAGUCUAUAUGGCAUCUUUUAACAUAUAAACCGUAAUGAAUGAAAAUACUACCCCAUCCAGUUGUGUCUAUACCUUCCAAUAGAUGCCUAAAAACUUUCCAAGAGUGAAAUAAUUUGCUAAAAAAAAUAAUUUAAACUCCAAAGAUGGGAAGAUGGGAUGGAAUGCACUCUCAGCAAGUUUGCAGAUGACACCGAGCUUCAUAAAAACCUUGACAAACUGGAGGAUUGGACCACAAGAAAUCUCAUGGAGUGCGUCCACACAUGCAAGCAUGUGUGCUUGCAGCAACUCAAAUACAAGUGGUGCAAAUGUGAGCCACGACUUUUUGCUUCAUCGCACGUGCCGGGACAUCCACUUUGUUGUGGAGAAAACUGUUCCACUUGGGGCAAAAUAACCUUGUCUGGCUGCUCCUGGAUCUGCAGCCAGGGGGAGAGAGCCUGGGGCCCGAGUAUAAAAAACCUGCCCUGGCCAGCAGCUCAGGGCUACUUGCCCUCAGGAGCUUCUGAGGUAUUUAUUUGAAUGUUAUAAAUAGAUAGGAACUUUUGAGGCCCAGCCACUUGGUAUCUGCGGACACUAGUCCCUUGUGUCAGCUAAACUGCUGAGGCAGCAUCCCAAAUUCACUUUUUAAAAUACCCCCAAAUCCACGUUCUUCCACAUUUUGAACAAAAGAGAGAGGGAUUGAUCGGAUAGGCAACGUUUUAUUGCUAUAUUUACAAUGUUAAAGCAAUUGGGAAGCCUGUCAGUGACUCUAGCAUCAUAAUAAAAUAGAUCCUAAAUAUCUA
This is a messenger RNA of Alligator mississippiensis (American alligator), 2978 nucleotides long. RefSeq lists its product as uncharacterized. Lineage: Eukaryota; Metazoa; Chordata; Crocodylia; Alligatoridae. The transcript has 11 exons. The coding region runs from base 331 to 1662 and encodes 443 amino acids. The record is from RefSeq and is a predicted model, not a curated record.